Molecule: messenger RNA, 324 nt
Organism: Caenorhabditis auriculariae
Lineage: Eukaryota; Metazoa; Nematoda; Chromadorea; Rhabditida; Rhabditidae
Source: the annotation of a GenBank genome assembly
AUGGUCAGCGACGAGAGAUCUGCUGGGGUAGGAGUAAAGGGGGGCGGGCCGUCCGGAAUGCUACGAGCGGACAUUUGGAGGCGAAGAGAGGAGAGCACGCGACCCGGGCGGAGGGCGGCCAGACGCCCUCCUACCACGCCGAAUAACGCACUGUCAAUGGUAGCAUCGGUGGUGGUGGUGGUGGUGAGGAAGGGGAACCUUGUCCGAUUUACAACUAUGAUAAACAGCGCGGACUCCGUUCCCAUCCUCCUGCCCCCUCCUCCUCCUCCUCGUCGUCCUUUUGGCACAUUAACAGACCCCCAAGGUGUAAGACCAUUUUGCUGA